Salvelinus fontinalis (brook trout) is the source of this 8389-nucleotide messenger RNA. RefSeq names its product suppressor of cytokine signaling 5-like. Gene Ontology annotation, cellular component: phosphatidylinositol 3-kinase complex. The record is from RefSeq and is a predicted model, not a curated record. The coding region runs from base 362 to 2062 and encodes 566 amino acids. Gene Ontology annotation, molecular function: 1-phosphatidylinositol-3-kinase regulator activity. NCBI's taxonomy places the organism in Eukaryota, Metazoa, Chordata, Actinopteri, Salmoniformes, Salmonidae. The transcript has 2 exons. Gene Ontology annotation, biological process: intracellular signal transduction; phosphatidylinositol phosphate biosynthetic process.
CACUAUCUGAAGCUCGUCGUUCUGCUUUACUCAUUGGAGUUCCAUGUUGCCAUUCUCUACCCGUCUGCAAUCUACUGAACGCCUCUUCUUUGCUCGGCUUUAACAGGAAUGAAUACCACGGCCGAAAAGAAGUGUCGGCCAAGAGACAUUUUAUAAUUUUUAACAUGUACAUUGUCUUAGAUAUUUGAUUAGAGAGACCAUUCGGAAUGAAAUUGAAAGCCGGCCGCAUACAUUUUUUUGUGUUUCAUCGACACCGUGGAGCUCAAGGGGGAUAUGUGCCUGACUUAUAGCCAUUUUUUUGCAGACAAAGAGAGCUACUGAGUACUGGUUAUAAAAGACAAAAGGGGCUUGGUCACUAUCCAUGGAAAAAGUGGGCAAGAUGUGGAGCAACCUGAGGAGCCGAUGCCAGACCCUCUUCCACAGCGACAGUGCGGGACCCAGUACAGAGAACAGCGUGUUGGAAGAGGACAGUAUGAACUGUGUGGCGGACCUGGGACGGGGAUGCACUUCAGGCGACGCCCAGGCAUCUCGGGCCUCCAGCCAUUCCCGAAGCCUCUUGCCGCUUCCCGGGGUUACUGGAGGGCGACGUCACAACUGUGUGUCAGACAUCCCCCAGAUGGUAGAGAGAACCACAGACAGAAAGGACAAUGAGGAAGCGAGGGGGGUUGCUGGGGGAGUCCCUAUAGGCCGGAGAGACUCGUACUCGCGCCAUGCACCUUGGGGGGGCAAGAAAAAACACUCAUGUUCCACUAAGACCCAGAGCUCCAUGGAUACAGACAGGCGGUCGGGGCACACGCGCGGUGCCGCUGGGCGAAAGGAGCGUCGCUACGGGGUCAACUCCAUCCAGGAGAUGGAUGACUCUGGAGACGGGGGGCGUAGUCUGAGCACCCGCUCCCUGCGCAAGCGGCUUAGCGACACAGUGGGCCUGUGUCUCCCCCUUCCCCCCCGCCGCCGCUCACUCUCCUCCUUCCAAACCCCCACCAUCUCCAAGCGCAAGAUCCACCUGACAGAACUGAUGCUGGAGACCUGUCCCUUCCCCCAGGGCUCGGACCUGGCCAACAAGUGGCACCUGAUCAAGCAGCACACAGCGCCCGUCAGCCCGCAUUCCUCAACUACUCUGCUAGACGCCUUUGACCCGGUCCACCCCUCCCCUGAGGACGAGGAGGAACGUCUGCGCGAACGCCGCAGGCUCAGCAUUGAGGAGGGAGUGGACCCCCCACCCAACGCCCAGAUCCACACCCUGGAGGCCUUGGCGCAGUGCUCCUCUCUGUACAAACUGGGACCAAAGAUGGCCCCCGGCAUUGCAGAGGCCUCUGCGGAGGGCACGACGGCCAGCUGCUCAGGAGGGGCGGCUGGGUCGUCGUGCUCGUCGGUGCAGGUGCUCGGAGGGGCUACAGCCCAGCUGGCUGACUGCGACUCGGAGGAGGACUCCACCACCCUUUGCCUGCAGGCCCGGAGGCCUAAGCAACGCCACACGUCCGGGGAUGGUCAUCUGAGCCGCAACCAGUCUGGGCCCUGGAAGGUGCACACCCAGAUCGACUACAUCCACUGCCUGGUACCGGACCUGCUUCAGAUCACUGCGCUGCCCUGCUACUGGGGCGUGAUGGACCGCUACGAGGCAGAGGCUCUGCUGGAUGGCCGGCCAGAGGGCACCUUCCUGUUGCGCGACUCGGCCCAGGAGGACUACCUGUUCUCGGUCAGCUUCCGUCGCUACAACCGAUCGCUGCACGCCCGCAUCGAGCAGUGGAACCACAACUUCAGCUUCGACGCCCACGACCCCUGCGUGUUCCACUCGUCCACCGUCACGGGCCUACUGGAGCACUACAAGGACCCCAGUGCCUGCAUGUUCUUUGAGCCGCUGCUCACGGCGGCUCUCCACCGGACCUUCCCCUUCGGCUUGCAGCACCUAGCCCGCGCUGCCAUCUGCCGCCGGACCACGUACGACGGCAUCGGCGCCCUGCCGCUGCCCCCGGCCCUGCAGGACUUCCUCAAGGAGUAUCACUACAAACAGAAAGUGCGCGUGCGCUGGCUGGAGAGGGAGCCGCCACUCAAGGUCAAAUAGAGGGCGGUAUCUGGCGACCUGUGCGCCGCGGACGGAGUUGAAACAGAAAAAUGCCUGCCAAUCAGGAGAGGCCAUACUGAAUGAACAUAGCACUACUCAGUCAGGCAAGGAGGGGUAACUGGAGAAACAAGGAGUUAGGUGAAGUGAGCGAUCCAAGAUUCACUCUAAUCUCGUUAUUGUUUUAGUUAUCAUUUACAUCACUUGGGAUACAUUUGUAUCAUUAUAUUCAGUAUAAUGCUGUCUGGCAAGCACACAUGUUUUUAAUGUUGAACAGGUUCUGAAAGGGAGCGCACAAGCCUUCAUGCUUUGUGUCCCUCUCGCCUCUUUCAUUCUGUCAAGUGUCUGCCUGAUCCCACAGCAUGAGCUGCUUGCAUGCCCCCUCAUCCCCCCCAGUCUCUGUCUAGGCCCACAUGGUUAGCUAGCUAUGUUGUACAGUUCACUCGUGCUUUCUGUCCUUCCUUUUCCAUUUUCUUGAUCAAGCGACUAUACUGCCUGGCGGGCAUCGUUAGGCCUCAGGUGUAAUGUUAAUCAUCGCUCUCCUGGGGGGGGGGGGUUGCUGCAACUACAACUCCUGCUGCGAGUAAGUUAGGGCCCGUUUUGUCCUACAGACACGCACCCCGACAUCAUGCAUCAUUGAGCAGGCCUAUGUCUAAAAAAAUUAUUUUUUAAAGGUGCUGUUUAGAGGUUCUGUCCUGUAGGUCUUCACCCCAAGGGCAACGCGGAACGUGGCCACGUUCAAGGGUGCUGCUACUACAUCCUGCUUCCGUACACCUAUAGGGAGCAGGGCAUACUCAGGAGUGGGUGUGGUUACAGCGACUCCUGGGCUUUUUGAUAUCCUCACUGUGAUUUCUCUAAGCAUGAAUCAUCGGCUCCCACCACUACUGUGUUGCCACAGAAGUGCGUUUCUUAUAAUGGAACAAUACUAACAAUAUUUGUUCUAGUUCUUUUCUCACGUCUGUCAGUGGCUCAAACUGGCAUCAGAGCAGGCACUUUAACUUGGUCUGGUUUGUUUCUGGUACUGUGUUCUGCCUUCAUGGUGUCACACUGUGCCAUCCUCAGGGUUAAGUUGUUAUAAUUCAGGCCCAUUGUUAGGUCAACAAUUGAGCCCAAUGGUAGAGCGAAUGCCAAGAGUGUGUAAAUAUGUUAUCAAGGCAAAGGGUGGCUACUUUGAAGAAUCGCAAAUAUUAACUGUAUUUAGGUUAGGUUACUACAUGUCGGUGACAGCCGUGCGGCCCAAGUAGGCAACGGCAUGGGGAUUUUGUCUUCAGUCUCAAAAACCUGUCUGGGACAGCUAAAUUGUGGCCAAAUCGUGUAGUGUACACCCAGCUUAACCUAACUAAACUGACCAAGACGUUACUCAAACAACAUGUAUAUCUCUUACAUAAUUCUACCCAAAAACAUUGACAAUUUUUCACCCAGUGGCGUAUGGGCUAUUUAGGUAUGCGCUGAUGCCACCCAGUGAUUAGCAGUAGGCCUACCCAGUUUAUCAAAGGCAGGGGGCGCAGAAUAUUGUCCAUGCCCAGCGCGCUUCACCGGUGCAGCACUCCACCAAUGUUCAGUCAAAAAAGUAUCCAACAUAAAUCGUGUAGCCAAUCGUAGAAAGUGGCGUUUUCUGUAGCUUACAUGCUGGAGAUCAAACGUAUGUCAAUGUCAUGAGACGGACCCUUUACUCUAUGCAGGUUUCUCCGAUCAAAUAGCCUAACCUAAAUGGCACACAAUCACAUGAAAAAACGCUCGUCGACGUAUGACAUGUUAACAAACAACAUUUCCAAAAACGGGACGAGUCAAAGUCAAAUGGACAAUAUCUGGAAAGGAAAAUCAAGCUACUCACAGCUAAUGUCCGCCCCUUAUGUCACCCCUUAGGCUAAAUUGACAUGAUAAUCAGCGAUUUUCACGUUUGUAUUCUUCCAUUUUUUUGGAUGAGCUGCAUCAUAGCGAAACAAGAAAGACUUCUGCAUUUCCCGCUGUGUGAACACACGGAUUCUCCUUGUAAAUAGGCUGAGGAUAACUCCUGAUGAAGUUGGGGUAGCUUAUUCAGAGCUUAAAUAGCCCAAAUAAUUAGUCACAGGAAUCAGGACUAAUAAUGCCAAUGCAACUGCCUGUUUUACAAACGGUAGGCCAACCACAUGGAUGGGCAUUCAUAAAAUUCCAUUGCGGGCCAACAUUGUAAGGGAGGGCGGACAUUUUUAUUGGUCUCAUCUAGGGCGGCAUAAUGGCCAGGAAAGGGCCUGCUUCACAUUGUCACUGCUAGCCAUGUCCUAUAAUAACCCAGCAUAUUGUGAGAGCUGGCAUCAGGAAGAGAAAUACAACAAAGCAUAACCUAUGUGCCUUUCAUAGAGCCUCCUGUUUGAAUCCAUACUUUCUAGGUCUUUAAAAAAAAAAUCUACUUUGAACUCUUGAGCCUGGCGCAUGGAAUACUCCAGCAGCACUUCUCAUUCAUGUAGUCCUUUAAAUGAGUGCGAGGAGGAAAACGAAUGAUGAAGAACAGUGAGCUCCGAGCUUGCUCUCUAAUGUUCAUUGGUGCACAUUUUGAUUAAAAAAAUAUAUAUUUUUCAAUUGAACUUAAUCAAGAACAUUUUGCCAAUCUGUUAGAAUAAUUAGUGGGCUUCACUUAUAAAACUUUUUGGGUUUAAUAGGUGUGACUAGAUGUGUGGGGCAUAGCAGCAUCAGGUCCUGGAGGACUUCGACACUGGACAUGCUUUAGAACUGUACACCUAUAGAGACGCGCAUAGCCACAGGGUCUAUAAAACCUAUGUAACCCUUUGAAAAAUUAGGAAGCCUACAGCUAACAUGUAUAUGAAGAUAUUAUCUGACAAUGUAUACUAAUAUAGCUCUAAACGAAUUAUCGCUGAGAUAUCAGUGGUUCUUUUUAUCCGGGUUAGAAAGGCAACUCUCAAAUCCCUUCUCUCUGAUUUGCAGGGAAGAUGUUUGUUUUAACUACCUGACACAAAUCAGGUGUGUGUGGAGGGUUAUCAGAGACGAGGGACCGUGAAUGAUAAAAUGUGGAAUGAAUGCGUAGGAUUAUCUUAUUCAUGUGCAUCUGUGUCUGUGACCAAAGCGCUGUUAUUCAACGGUGUUGCACACAACCUGUAUUGUUGUCUAGGGCUCUUUUUAAAAUGACAAUACACAAUUUUAUUUCAAAACUUAACAAACAUUUCAAUGGCAGCCAAUCAAAGCUUGGGAUGGAUACAGCAAUUCCAUGGUAACCGAAUUAAGAUGAGACUUUUUUCACUAUUAAAAUCUAUACGGAACAAAAACUUUGAUUUCAAAAUUUAGCAAACCAUAUAACUCUCUCUCCCUCAGUUAAAUUCUGUUACCAAACUUUGCAUCUGCACAAGGACUACUUUUAACAAUUUCCACAGAAAAUGUUUUGUAGGAAGAACUGUGCAGAUGCAAAGUUUGGUAAAAGAAUUUAACUGAGGGAGAUAAUACCGUAAUUAUGUUACCUUUCUUCAUCUGCACAGUUUUUCCAGGAAAUACAUCGUUGUUUUUUUUUACUGUGUAAAUUCUUCAAAGUAGUCAUUGUGCAUAGAGUUGUAUGGUUUGUUAAAUCAACGUUUUUUGUUCGGCAUACAUUUUAAAGUGUGUCUCGGCAUAAUUCAGUUACCGUGGAGAAUUGCCCAUAUCCCAAUAAUGCCUGAUUGGCUGAAGUCUACAGGACAUGCGCUGUUACCAGGUAGAAACAGAGACGAGCCCCCAACGCCUCACACCUCAGUCUUGGAACUGCUUUUAAUGACUAACUCAUUGUUCUAUAAUAACAGUGUACUAAUGAAAGGUCAUGUGUUGUGUGGGUAUGUGUAACGGUUUGGAGGCAGAAGGGUAGGAAAGUGUUUAAUUGUUAAAGGUCGAUGAGUAUAAUGAUCAAAUAAACUAAAUGUUUAAAAAAAUAUAUAUAUAUAUCCCCACCUGCUCUCGUCUCCUAAACCUGGUCUCCUAAAACAAAAUCUGACAACUUACUACAGUGAGUCAGCAACAUUUCCCCCCGCACUUUUUCAGAAAGCUUGAAGAUUGCAUGUUAAAAUGGCCCAUUUGUUAGAUCAGUGACCAUUACUUAAGGGCUGUGGGGGACUGUUUGAAAGAAAUACGUUGGCAUAUAAGUCACUUGCAUGUGCACUUUUAUGUUCUAUGUACACAUCGUCUCUCGAUCACCCUGACAUAUUGUAUGGGCUAUCUGUUAACUCACUCUCCUGCCCACGUACGCUCGCACACACCUACUCUUUACCACCUGUCUAUCAUGCUACGGCCUACUGGCACCCGUGGGCGCUAAUCACUGGCUAAAUUUAUCUCGCCGGGAUUUAAAUGUACCGGGUGCUAAAAGGGCCAUUGUUUCCUAAUGGGUGCUGUUUGACUCUUCGUCAGGGAGACAGUUUUCUCCUCCUGCCUCUCUUUCUCAGACCACAUCCUCAACAUCACCCUGCUAAUGCUGCUGGGAUAAUGUGGAGGGGACUUGGGGCCUGUUGCAGUCUGCUUCCCUUUCACAUGCUACUGCAGCCCCCAGCCCUGUUUGGGAGCCAGGCUAAAGUUGGCAUUAAAAGAGUAGCGCCCCAGUCACACAACCUACCAUUGAAUGCCCAGUUUCCUGCUGUGCUAAUGGGGGGGGGGGGGGGGGGGUUACGGAUUUGUUGAAGUAAUGGCACUUUAAUUGUGUGUGCGUUUUGUGUUUAUUUGUUCGUGAUGAGGAUGUGUGAAUGUGGGUGUGCCAGGAGAAGAUGGUGGACCUGGAGUAUUUCAUUUGUGUUCAUACAUUAUAAGCAAUGUUGGAGGACAUGCAGAUUUCUGUUCUGUUGACCUGCAGACUCACAGGUGUGUGUGUGUGUGUGUGUGUGUGUGUGUGUGUGUGUGUGUGUGUGUGUGUGUGUGUGUGUGUGUGUGUGUGUGUGUGUGUGUGUGUGUGUGUGUGUGUGUGUGUGUGUGUGUGUGUGUGUGUGUGGACAGAGCCACAUAGAGGGGUCCGGUGGAGAGGACGUGGAGUCUGCUGGGAGGGGUGAACCCCCAUGAACAAUGGUUCUUUCCCCCCCUAUUCUCAGGCAGGCCCGCUGUCAGGCUAGUUCCAGGAUCUAUUCUCCACCCCCGUUUUCCCCAUGGGAAAUAUCUGUGACCGUUACACUACUAGCACGUUUGCCAUAUGGCCUGUAGAAGAAACACCCUUGGAUAAUUAAGAAUAAAUUGAAGAUAAUUUUUUUUAACCUGUGGUGCAUAAAAUGUCUGGAACACGUGCACUAAUUUUCACACACACACACACACACACACACACACACACACACACACACACACACACACACACACAAACAAACCCACAUUGAAAUACACACUUGCCUAAUACCAGGGAUGUCUAAAGGACCACAUUUUGCCAGCACCACCUCUGUCUGUGGCCCCAGAAAUGGGAAAACAAAGAAAGGUGUUUACAUGUAUAUUCUGUAUGUAAAAAAAAAUAUAUAUAUAUAUAUAUAUAUAAUUAAAAAAAGAUGCCGUGAAUUUACUAUUUUGAAAAACUAUAUCAGUGGUAGAAAGACACUAUUAGCUGCACUAUAAAAUGUUUGUGGAAAGAAACCACUGGGUCUUGUUAUAAAUCUGAGACAGGCAGGUCAUAUCACCAGCUGUCCCUGUUUGACCACAUCAUGACCCCUGGCUUGGAUCUAGUACUGGAUGUCCCUGGUACGGCUCAUCCUUUCAGCUCUUAGAGGAAAAAUACUGUUUUAUUCUCAUCUUAUCCCCUAUUUUUUAGGAAAGCUGGGUAAAAAUGCUAUAUGCAAAUGGUAAAAAAAAAGAAUGAUGAAUGAUUAAAGUUUAUUAUUUUUCAUUCUUCUCCCUAAUAUGCAAUGGAGUGUACUGUAACAAUGGUUGCAAUCCUCUGUCACUUUAAUGCUGUAUGUGCACAUUGGUUGCUGUGUGGAUGUGGGUGCCAUGGCGAUGGUGACUAAUGGUUGUCAUUCUAAAGCACCAUUGUGUUCUCAGACUGCCUUAUUCAUUCUGACCAAUCACAAGAGUCCUCUGAAAUCUGGGGCCACCACCACAGGCUUACCAAACUUGAGUCAGACGAAUAUCGCUGUUCCAUUUUCUCUUUUUUUUUUUCUCUUUUUUUUUUUUUUUUUUUUACUGCUGUCAGGAAGGAUUUGGAGAGUGUAAAUUACGUAGUCAUGUUCACGUUUCAGUCUUUGUUGUUCUGUGUAUCUGCUUCACCAUUCAGACAGUUGUUUCUUUCCAGUAUAACCUGUUCAUUUUUAAAGAACCAUAUGAUGCGACACUUGUAGCUGUCACUUGGUGCUUGGCUUAUGCUUCAUUGUCUUAAUAUUCCAAAUAAAACUGUUAAGUGUAAUCCAAAAUGGA